UAUUUUAGAGCUAAACGGCGUUCUCUAGGUACUAUUUCCUAGCUAAUAAACUAAAUAACUACACAUUUUAAGUUUGUGUAUUUAGCUAGCAUAACUUUAUUGUAUGAUUAGUUGUCUCUUUUCUAUAUUUCAAAGCAAAAUGAAAGACUAUCUGCUGUCCUUUAUGUAUAUGUUUAAUCUAAUUGGAGGACGAAUCUUUUUACAUGAUUUCUGCUUGCUGUCUAUGGAUUCUUUAAUAUCUAACUUAUCAGUUAGAAACAAGUGGAACCCAUAUUCAAGCUACUUUCAUAUUUUGAUUGGUGUAAAGACACAUGUUAUAUGCCUGCUCUUAAUGUGCUAAGCUGCUGAUAUGGUAAGCUCCACGUGUGCUAGUCAUGCAUUAAUUUGCUGAUGGAGUUUAUGACUUUGACAUUAUCUGCAAUGGAGGAUUCUAAAUGAAGAAUCUUCUGGUGAUGGAAGAAAAGAGGAUUCAAUUAUGUAAUGUUUCCCCGAAAAGUUGAUUUUGUAAAUGCUUUCCUAUAUUGGGGGCCCAAGAGAGAACUUUUUACAUUCUUUCAAGUAGGACUAUUAACCACAUGACUUCUUUUUAGUAAAAUUUAAUCUGCAAACUCUAGUUUUAUCACAGGGAAACCUUGAAGGAUUAUUUUUACAUGUCUACUUCUGUCUUCAACUGAAUUUCCUGAAGCAUUUUGCUGCACGAGUUGAUAUUGCAAAGUUACUAGGAAACUAACUUCUUUUUUUCCUAGUGCAGCAACCAUACCUCCACCAUGUGCGUUACUACAAAUAAAUCGACUAGGCAUUUCAGAUAUUCCAUCUGAUUGUUUGUUCUUUCAACUUAUUGAGUUUGAUGUGUGAUGAAAGUUUUGUAUAUAAUGUGUUUGUAGUUUUCUGAGAAGUGUCUACCAAUGUUAGUACAAGAAGUGCAGUUCAGGAAGUUCCUUUAAAGAUAGCCUAUAUUCCUGCUUGGAGCAAGCACAUGUAGAACAUUUAGUUAUAUGGAAAAACUGACAAGACUUAGUAGAUAGCACAUUAGGAAGAGAAAAGGAGUUGAGGCAGCAUUUUGUUUUAAAAGGUUCCCCUUCUAGGAACGAGCAUACACAAUCCAAGGAUUUGGUUAUAUGGAAAAACUGGAAUAAACCUUAGAAGUUUAUGUUUUACAUGGUAGGAUUGGUCUCACCAUAGAAUGGUGUGUCCUUAUUCCUUAAUGAGAGUGCUGAAGAAGAGAAAAAAGUUAAAGGAUUUCAAUAAGUUCCACAGAUGUACUUUUUGUGGCGUUGACUGGAUACUUAUUCAUUUCUCAUUUUCCUUCUUCUUGUUUUUUUUUCUUUUGCCUGGCUUCAAUGUUGUUGAUGAGGAAGGGGAAUGGAUCAGAAGAAGAUCAGCUGCAUCUUUUUUAUUAAAUCAAUGCUCUUAAUUGGAAAUGGAAGAUGCAAAAGAUGUGAAAGGAAGUUGUCCCCAAGAAUGUGCUCCUAAACCUGAAGUUUCUGUUCCGAAGGAGGAUCACUCACAUAGUGCAAAUCCAACUAGGCAACAUAUGAAUGAAACAGCAAACUCUGAAAUUCAGGAGCCCUCCAUUAAAUCUGAUGGAGCAGGUGAUAUUUCUAAAACAGCAAGUGUUCAAUCAGCUGUGCCGACAGUUCAGCAGGAAGCGUCACCUAAACUGGUAGAGGAUCUGAAAUCGUUUGAGCCUCCAACAGCUCUCUCAGAAGCCAGUUCAUCGUCUAUAUUGGAUGCAAUGAAUCAACCGAACAAUACUACAGAUGCACCAACAGAAGAGCAUGAUGAUUCACCUUUAUUAACCAUGAAUUCAAACCCCGCGUCCCUAAAAGAGGAAAACCUAAAAGAAUCUUCUGAUCACAUACAAUCUGAUUCUUUAAGAGGGGAAAAAAAUAAUGUCUCACUACUUCAACACGAUAAUUCUUCAAGUAUUUAUGUUGUUUCUGCUGAUACAAAUUCUUCAUCCUCUCAAGAACAAAAACACAAAUAUAAUAUUCAUGUAGAGGUACCUAACACUGGUCAGUCCUUAACCAAGGCGUCCUGUCUCACAGUUAAGAUUCCAGAACCCAGUGCCAAUUCUAAGCCCCCUAAUAACUCUGUUAUUAACAGAGUUAAAAUUGACACAGCAGCACCAAUUGAAUCUGUGAAGCAGGCAGUGUCCAAGUUUGGAGGCAUUGUUGACUGGAAGGCUCAUCGAGUACAGACCGUGGAGAGAAGGAAAGUUGUCGAUCAAGAAUUAGCGAAUGUGCAGGAAGAGAUCCCAGUGUACAAGAAACAGUCACAGGCUGCAGAAGAAGCAAAAAUGAUGGUGGUGAAGGAACUAGAUAGCACUAAAAGACUGAUUGAAGAGUUGAAGCUAAACCUGGAGAGAGCACAAACUGAAGAGCAACAAGCGAAACAGGACUCAGAACUUGCCAAGCUCAGGGUAGAAGAGAUGGAGCAGGGAAUUGCUGAUGAGGCUAGUAUUGCAGCCAAGGCGCAGCUUGAAGUUGCUAAAGCAAGGCAUGAAACAGCAGUUUCAGAGCUAAAAAAUGUGGAUUAUGAGCUGAAAGAUCUGCAUAAAGAGUAUGAUUUAUUGGUGUCAGAAAGAUAUGAUGCCAUGCAAAAUGCAGAGGAAGCGGUUUCUGCCUCAAAGAAAGUUGAGAAUGAAGUUGAGUAUUUGACUAUUGAGCUCAUCACUACAAAGGAAUCUUUAGAAGCUGCACAAACUGCACAUUUGGAGGCGGAGGAACACAGAAUUGGAGCUGCUAUGGCAAGAGAGCAAGAUACUCUAAAUUGGGAGAAAGAACUAAAGCAGGCAGAAGAUGAGCUUGAGAAGCUAAACCAGCAAAUACGGUCUUCAAAGGAUCUCAAAGCAAAAUUAGACACUGCUUCAGCUUUGUUACUGGAUCUCAAAGCUGAGUUUGCUUCUUACAUGGAAUCAAAGUUGAAACAAGAGACGGUUGAAGAAGGCAAUUUCAGCGAACUGUCAGAACCAGAGAAAAGAACUCAUGCCAAGAUACAAGCAGCGGUUGCCUUGGCUACGCGGGAACUUGAAGAAGUGAAACUCAACAUCGAGAAAGCAACAGAUGAUGUAAAUCGCUUGAAGGUUGCUGCAACUUCAUUGAAGGCAGAAUUAAAAAAAGAAAAAUUGGAACUAGCUUCCAUCCAGCAGAGAGAAGGCAUGGCAUCAAUUGCUGUAGCAUCUCUUGAAGCUGAGUUGAACAGGACCAAGUCAGAGAUUGCCCUUGUGCAGAUGAAAGAGAAAGAAGUAAGAGAAAAGGUGGUGGAGCUUCCCAAGAAAUUGCAAGAUGCUGCCCAAGAGGCUGAUCGGGCAAAGUCACUUGCACAAACAGCUUGUGAAGAGUUGAGAAAGGCAAAGGAAGAAGCAGAGCAAGCAAAGGCAGGAGCAAGUACCAUGGGAAGUAGACUAAUUGCUGCUAAUAAGGAGAUAGAAGCUGCAAAAGCUUCUGAGAAGUUGGCGCUAGAAGCCAUCAAUGCACUGCAAGAGAGUGAAUUAGCUCGAAGAACCAAUAAUGAAGAUUCCCCAUCUGGAGUAACACUCUCUCUUGAAGAAUAUUAUGAUCUCAGCAAACUGGCCCAUGAGGCGGAGGAGCAAGCUAAUAAGAGGUUAGCUGCUGCUAUAACCCAAAUUGAAGUAUCCAAGGAAUCAGAAGUGAGAAGUCUAAGCAGGCUGGAGGAGGUUAAUCGUGAGAUGACCACUCAAAAGGAAGCUCUAGAAAUUGCAAUGAAGAAGGCAGAAAAAGCAAAGGAAGGGAAAUUGGCAGUCGAGCAAGAGCUGAGGAAAUGGAGGGCUGAGCAUCGGCAAAGGAGGAAAGCUGCUGAAUCUCUUCCACUGAUAAACACUAUCAGAAGCCCGAGAACGAGCUUUGAGGAGAGUAAAGCAUCAAAAACCUAUGAGCGCGCACCAGAGGCUGCUUCACUACAUCAUAGGUCAAGUCCAAGAGCAUAUGAGCAAGCAAGUAAUACUGAAAUUGAUACAUCUCCAGAAGUGAAGAUCCCAAAGAAAAAGAAAAGGUCCUUCUUCCCAAGGCUCUUGAUGCUUUUGGGAAGGAAGAAAUCACAGGCCAAGACAGCAUGAUGUGCUUUGGGGUUUUAGAGACUCUCAUCAUUUUAUACAACUGUCCCUUUAUUUUUCUGGUUAUUUGUCUUUGUUGACGGAGUGUAAAUUCUCACUGCUUUUCUGUAUACAUCCCGAGCAUCAUGUAUUGUACAAUAUGACAAAUACUUCUCUCACCUUUUGGAGGGCUGUUUAUAGAACAGAUUAAGGUUGUUAUAGGUUUGGCUGAGGCCAAUAAAGUGGUUCUGUAAGUAAAUCAUUUGCUGCUUCAACUAUUUUAUCCAGCUAGUUCUCAGAUUCUGAAAUAUUGGAUUUCUUGGCAGUAUGGGUUGUAUAAUUCUAGUAUUUUCUAGUUUUUUUUUCAAAUCAUUUGGUAUCCCA
Solanum pennellii is the source of this 4438-nucleotide messenger RNA. Its product is annotated as protein WEAK CHLOROPLAST MOVEMENT UNDER BLUE LIGHT 1-like. The record is from RefSeq and is a predicted model, not a curated record. The transcript has 3 exons. Lineage: Eukaryota; Viridiplantae; Streptophyta; Magnoliopsida; Solanales; Solanaceae. Bases 1421 to 4078 code for a protein of 885 amino acids.